AUGAAUCAAAUGAAGGAAGAUGAAUCAGUCUCAAAAUACUUUUUAUUUGUGGUGCUGGUAACAAACCAUAUGAAGGCGUGUGGCGAAUCAAUCAACAAUUUACAGAAGAUUGAGAAAGUGUUGAGAUCUAUGACUGUAAAUUUUGUUUACAUUAUAGUGUCAAUCGAAGAGUCCAAGAACCCAGCUGAGAUGAAGUUAGAAGAACUUCAAGCUUCAUUACAGGCUCAUGAGAUGAGGCUGGAGCAGAGGAACUCAAAAAGGGAAAAGGUGGUUGAGAAGGCACUACAAGCAAAAUUCAUUAAGAAGUCUGGAAAAGAGAAGGUGAACCAAAGAAAGAAUCUUGAUAGUGAUGAAAAGUCAAGUAAGAGUUCAAAGAAUUAUUCUGAUUCAACCAAGAAAGACAUGGGCAACAAGUAUUCGAGGAAGAAAGUUGACAUGAAGAAGGUGCAGUGUUACAAAUGUCAAGAAUUUUAUAAUUAUGCUCGAGUAUGUCGUAGAAAGAAAAAAGUAAGAGCAAAAGAUAAUUAUGACAUGCAAUAUGCAUACAUUGAAGAUAGUGAUUCUGAUCAUGUGAUACUAAUGGUAAAUACUCAGUCGACCAAUGAGAAAACCAACACGCGGUACUUAGAUUCGGGAUGCUGUAACCACAUGACUGAAAAUAAAACCUGGUUCACCAAGUUAGAUGCAUAA
Molecule: messenger RNA, 690 nt
Organism: Vicia villosa (hairy vetch)
Lineage: Eukaryota; Viridiplantae; Streptophyta; Magnoliopsida; Fabales; Fabaceae
Exons: 1
Coding region: 1-690 (229 amino acids)
Source: RefSeq, a predicted model, not a curated record